Messenger RNA from Asparagus officinalis (garden asparagus), 3105 nucleotides. RefSeq lists its product as uncharacterized. The transcript has 12 exons. NCBI's taxonomy places the organism in Eukaryota, Viridiplantae, Streptophyta, Magnoliopsida, Asparagales, Asparagaceae. The coding region runs from base 1 to 2907 and encodes 968 amino acids. The record is from RefSeq and is a predicted model, not a curated record.
AUGUCAAAAGUUGAGAUGCUGAGAUUCUGUGAAGUGCUUAAGUCAGUGAAGUCACCAGAUGGUUACUGCUCUAAUAUUUCAAAUAAUAUCCAAGUGAAAGAGCGAAAACUUUUAGGACUUAAAACUCAUGAUUAUCAUAUCCUUCUUCACCAAUUGCUUCCGCUAGCACUUCGUAACAACAUGGCCGAUGAAGAAGUAGCAAAAGUUAUAAUCGAAUUCUGUGGAUUUUUUAAAAAGUUAUGCUCAAAAGUUAUCAAUAUUGAUGAAUUUAAGGCACUAAAAGGAGAAAUGAAUGAAACCCUCUGCAAAAUGGAGAUAUUCUUCCCUCCAUCAUUUUUUACGGUCAUGGUCCAUCUCACACAUCAUCUUGUAGAUGAGGCAUUACUCAGAGGACCAGUUAACUAUCAUUGGAUGUAUCCUAUGGAGAGAUAUUUGGGUUUCUUGAAAUGCAUAAUGCGAAAUCAGGCUCAUCCUGAAGGAUCGAUUGCUGAUCAUUACGUGGCAAAUGAAUGUAUGAUGUUCACCUCUCAAUAUAUACAUGGUGUACAUACAAAAAAUAAGGAGAUAAAUAGUAAUAGAGAUGGCACCUUUCAUGGAAGUACCAAGAUGAACAAAGACUAUUCCAGAAUUGACUUGAAUCAGGCUCAUGCCUUCUUAUUGCAGAACCUGGAAAUCUUUGAAGAUUAUCGCAAACGACAUUUGGAGGAGUUACAUUUAGAAAUUACUGGUGCGUCCGCACGAAAUCAAAUUGCUAAAAUUCAUGAAAAACAUUUUACCGAGUGGGUCAUAGCUGAAGUAGAAAGACAAAGAUUUGCAGGUUUGCCAGUGCCAGAAGAGAUAAGUAUUCACUCACAUGGACCGCACUACACAGUUAAACAAUGCAGCGGAUAUCGUGUAAAUGGGUGUUUAUUUCAACGGGUUGGGCUUGAGGAGGAGAGAGUUACUCAAAAUAGUGGGGUCAUGGCUGCAUUUUCUCAAGAAUGUUAUUCAAGCUCAACUGAUCAAAAUCCGGUGCUUGGUGAUAUAAUUUAUUACGGACAAUUAGAAGAUAUUGUGGAGAUAUUCUAUGCGUACGGUACCAAAAAUGUACGUAGUUAUGUGAUGUUUAAGGUUCGUUGGUGUCAUGCAGACAGUAUUAGGGAUGCAUAUGGUUUUCAUCUUGUAAAUCUAGAUAAGGAGAUAUAUCCCGAUAUGAAGUUUAUGUUUGCAAAUCAGGCUACUCAGUGCUUUUACGUCAAAGAUCCUAAGCACCCGAAUGUCUGGGUCGUAUUGUAUAAGGAGCCGAGGACUCUUGUUCAGCUUGCUCUUGAUGAAAACUCGGAUGAUACUGAUGACCCAAAUGAGGAUCAUCCUCACGACCAUCUCGGAGUCAGUUAUCUCUACAUGGAUCUUCACCAAUUGAAGACAAUGCUUGCGAUGGAUCUGGUGAUGAUGAGAUCGAGCACGAGAGGAUGUCUGUAUCUUCUCAGUCAGAGAUGGCAUGUCUCCGCCCAUGGACUCCGUCAGUAUCUCGCAUCCCUCUACCAGAAAAAGCUAUUGAAUUACAAAAAAAAAUGUGAUAUGAACUACAAAUUGAAGAGAGAUGAUAUUAAAAGAAAGGAGCGUGCCAUAAAACAGAGACUAGAUAAAGCUAUGUCAGAUCUAAUGAGGGAAAAAGGCCAAAAAGAUUAUGAGAAACCCGGUAGGCAUGGGAGUGAGGAAAAGACGAAAGUACCUCCGAAAGGGUAUCGGGGCAUUUUGGAGUGGAAGGACAACAUUCAUGUUAGGGAUUGGGCUGUCAGAUUUAAUAACUUGAUUGGCUGUUUAAUAAGAGAUCCACGCUCCAUUAAUAUUGCUCAUAAUUUUGAGGAGCAAGAAUUUAAAUGCAUAAAAAAGAUUUGGGAGAAGCUCAUGGAUCAUUAUUGUCUUGAAGACAACCCAGAGUCUUGGGAUUAUGUUAUCCCGAAAAUGGCCAAGCUUAUUCGGGGUUGGAAGAGUGAUCUAAAGAAAAGAUAUUUCACAAAUUUAUCUACUGAUUGGAAGAGGAUCUAUGAGCUUGAUAAGAGAGUUCCUCCAUUUAAUUGGAUGACUCUCAUUAUCGAGUGGGAGGGUGAGAAGAAGAAAAUAUGUGAAACGGCAUCGGCGAAUCGUAGAUCAAAGCUAUACGAUCACUUUUUAGGAGCUACUUCUUAUGCUCAGAUCGAGCAUAAGUAUUUGAGCGAAAACCCGGACGCUUUGACUAUGCCCCCGACUCUUCUGGCUAAAAGAGCUUAUACACCACCCCAGGGCUAUGAAAAUGUAGAUGGAAAUGACAAAAAGGUGGAGAAAAUUAAUGAAUUGAACGCGGCGCUGGAAGCUUCUCAAAACGAUGUCUUCACCCGUGUCACGCAGUCUCGAAGUACAGAGGACACUCCUGUAGAGCCUAACCGCAUGACCAGAGACGAGUGGAUGGAAGUUGUCGACGGAGCUUACGGUUUACACUCAAGAAAGAAAGGAAGAGUGCCUCUGUCAAGUACUAGAGUUAAGACACUCACCACCACCAAUAAGCCUAGCAGCCAAUCUGUGACAUCGACGCGACACGGAGACACGUCAUAUGUCGUGGGUAAGAUUGGAAAAUACUUGAUGAAGAAUGUUGAAAUUCCAUUGGCUUUAAGUUUUCUUCCCACUAUUAAGCACGAGUUAAGUGGUGCACAAACGACUUGGGAUGUCGUUCAGCGACUCAUCGAUUCUCAACCUGUAAAGGACUUGCUUCCGCAGUCUAUAUACACGGAUAUUAUGGUGUUGGCAUUUGAUGAGCAUGCAGCUGCAAGUGGUGGAGAGGGUAGAGGAGGUACCGUCGUAGGAAGCAGCAGUACGGUACGGCAUUCUGAUGCAGCCGCCACCGAUGAUAGGGAUCACGACGAUAGGGACCACGACUAUGAUGAGUGAGUGAUGUGUUAGACUUUUUGGUAACUUUUGUGGACUUUUGGAUUGUGUUAAACAUAUUAUGACCUCCUGAUUAUGUAGACUUUUGGAUUGUGUUGAACAUAUUAUGACCUCCUGAUUAUGUAUAUAUGUGAAUUGUUAAAUGUUAAUAUUGUUGGAUGUGAAUCGAUGAAUGUAAAUGUUAGUAUUGUUGGAUGUGAA